Molecule: messenger RNA, 492 nt
Organism: Tremella mesenterica DSM 1558
Lineage: Eukaryota; Fungi; Basidiomycota; Tremellomycetes; Tremellales; Tremellaceae
Exons: 4
Coding region: 1-492 (163 amino acids)
Source: RefSeq, a predicted model, not a curated record
AUGCCAUCCAAAGUCCUUCUUCAACCUCGGGUACUCUCUUCACCUCUCACUCUCAGACCUAGACCCGUUCUGACACUUCCGAAAUUUAUCUACCGCGCAAUGUCUCAAGCUCAAGUGCCUACUUUUGGUUUCUCCGAACGUAAACCAUCUGGAGAGGAAGCAGCUCUCAUCCAAGAUGUCCUCAAGUUGUACCAACUUCAACCUGUCAGCGCGGCGUAUGCAAGGUACGACCAGAAAGCCACUUUUCAUGAUCCUAUCGGACUAGCUGAAGGGCUUGAGUCUGUGAAAGCCCAGUUCAAUUCGAUGCCAAAGAUUUUCUCCAAGUCUGAAACGUUGGAUCUGAAAGUGUUGGACAACCCUCAGGUUAAACCCCCCUCGGUGCAAUUUGCUCUCGCUCAGAACUACCACGUCAAGACUCCGCAAACUACCAAGCUCGUCAAUUCUUUGAUCACCUUGACUGUGGAUCCAUCUACAAAGCUCAUCACCCAGUAA